Messenger RNA from Lineus longissimus, 17386 nucleotides. RefSeq names its product calpain-5-like. The record is from RefSeq and is a predicted model, not a curated record. The transcript has 13 exons. NCBI's taxonomy places the organism in Eukaryota, Metazoa, Nemertea, Pilidiophora, Heteronemertea, Lineidae. Gene Ontology annotation, molecular function: calcium-dependent cysteine-type endopeptidase activity. Bases 118 to 2055 code for a protein of 645 amino acids. Gene Ontology annotation, biological process: proteolysis. Gene Ontology annotation, cellular component: cytoplasm.
AUGUGACCUAUAUUUUUCUCUGAAUUGGGUCAAGAAUUUGUCUUCAAAUAUAUUGCCUAAUUCGUGGUCCAGUCGUUUUGAAACAAUCGUAGCAAUAAGCAGCACGCUAAAGGAGACAUGGUGUUUGGCUUGUUUGAAUCUCCCCGACCUUUUAAAGGUCAGGAGUACUCCAAACUGAAGAAGCAGUCACAAGAGUCUUGUCAUCCUUUCAUUGACAAUGAGUUCCCACCCGAUGACAAGUCUUUAUUCUACAGUAAAGGGAAACUUGCUGGGGUCAUCUGGAAGAGACCAAAGGACAUUUGUGAAAACCCGCAGCUGUUCGUUGAGGGUGUCGACAGGGGUGAUGUUCACCAAGGCCGACUUGGAAACUGCUGGUUUGUGGCGGCUUGUUCAUGUUUGACCCUCUACAAGGAGAUUUGGCACAGGGUCAUACCCAACCACAAGGAACAAGAAUGGAACGAGGAGAAACCUGAAAACUACUGCGGUUUGUUCCACUUCCAAUUUUGGCGUUACGGUGAAUGGAUUGAUGUGGUCAUAGAUGAUUUCCUCCCCACCUUAAAUGGAGAGCUCGUGUUCGUCCACUCGCAGUCGAAGAACGAGUUCUGGAGUGCUCUCCUUGAGAAAGCUUACGCAAAGCUCUUUGGUUGCUAUGAGGCUUUGGAUGGUGGAGAUUUGGCAGAAGCACUUGUCGAUUUCACAGGUGGGGUUGCUGAACCACUUGACCUAGUCGAUGGCAAAUUCAGCGAAGACGAACCCAAGAGAGGUGAACUCAUGGACAUGUUGGAGAAAGAAAUGGGCCAUAAAUCACUCAUGGCUGCUUCCAUCCCGGCUAAGUCGGCUGAUGAAAUGGAGGCACACACAGAUAUGGGCCUGGUGAAGGGCCAUGCAUAUGGUAUCACCGCAGUGAAGAAGGUACCCCUGGCAGGGACGGGAUUGUUCAACCUAUUCAACCGAGAGAAGAUCAAAAUGAUUCGACUCCGAAACCCAUGGGGUGAGGGCGAGUGGAAAGGAGCAUUUAGCGAUGGUUAUGAAGGAGAAGGUUCCAAGGAAUGGGAAAAGAUCAGCACCAAGGACCGUGAAAAGAUAGGAUUGACAUUUGAUGACGAUGGCGAGUUCUGGAUGACCUUUGAAGACUUCUGCAUUCACUUCCACGAUGUCUCCAUCUGCCGUGUGGUGAACACAUCUUUCCUGAGCAUUCGGAAAACAUGGCGGGAAGUUGUUCAUCAUGGCCAAUGGAAGAAACCGCAACUCGCAGGUGGAUGCCUCAACAACAGGGAGACAUUUUUGAACAACCCCCAGUAUGUCUUUGAGGUGCCUGGUGAAGAAGAUGAAGUCCUCAUCUCAGUUAUGCAAAAAGCCUCUAGGGGGCAGGGUCCAGAGGCGGACAAGCUAGUCAUGGGGUUCACUGUCCUAAAGGUUGAACUCAAUCGGUCCUACCGAGUCCACCGCUUGUCAGAUGUGGUGAAGUCCUCAGCAUAUAAGAACAGCAGGAGUAUAUUUCUGCGACAUACCUUUGAGAAAGGGCGUUAUGUGAUUUUCCCCUGUACGUUUGAUGCUGGACAUGAAGGAAAAUUUUUAUUGAGAGUCUACACUAGUUCUCAUAGUAACAGCAAAGAGCUGAUUGAAGACAAGCCAAGCAAGAAUGCAUGUUUCUGCUUCAAGUACCCCCAGUUAGUUACCAAGAUCACGGUCACCAAGGCCAAUGGCUUGGAGAAGCAGGAUACUCGUGGAGGUGCCGAUCCGUACUGUAUUAUUGAAUGCGAGGGGCAUAAUGCGACUACAAAAGUGUGUAAAGACACUUUGAAUCCUUUCUGGAAACAGGCGGCCAUUUUCUACCGAAAGACACCACUGAAGAGUCCCAUCACUGUCACAAUUUGGAACAAGAACCCAGUCAUGGAUGAAUUCAUGGGGCGGCAGAUCUUUACCUCGGUCGAGGAUAAGGAGGGUGUAGUACAGGAGGUCAGCUUGAUGGGCAAGAACAAGGAUAAAAACCCAGUCAAACCGGGACGUCUCUUUGUUGAGAUUUCUACCAAGACGGAUCUGGUCAGUCUUUGAACGUAUAUUUGCUGGGGACGUUUUGAGAGCUACGUUCACUGGACUUGGUGCAACUAUUAAGUUUGGCUGAAUAUCAAUAUGUUGUAAAUGAGAACAUGGGACCUUGAUGUCUUGUUACUGAAGGCAGUGUAACUCCAUUGGACUGUGCCUCCUUGUGACAUACCAGUGCAACUGUUUUAUGUAACAUACUUUUGUUCAGUCUCACAAUACUGGCAGAAUCAGUUUUUAUGGUUUUCCAAUACAGUAAACAUGGAAAUAUUUGCGGCCUUUUUAUUUCGCUGUAUGUGAACUUUGAACUUUAGCUUACCGAUACAUUAAAUUUAGCAUUUCGACAACCACUCAACAUUGCUCUCAGUUUGAUUUUCUUUCUCACUGCCAUUUAUUUUCCGGAAUUCUGUGAACGCAGACACUCAAAAAUUAAAGGCAUGCGAAUAUUUCUGGGUUUACAGUGAAUUGGAAUGCUGUGAUAUAUAAUUCAGUUACAUCAUUUUUAUACUGUAAACUACCAAAUUUUUGCAGGCUUUAUUUCUGCAAUGCGCGAAAAUGUCUGAAAAGAACAAAAAAUGUCCUGAUUUUUAUUUGGCAUAUUAUGAAAUUUUCAAGAAAUAUAUUUUUGCAAUUGGCUCACCGUAGGGGAGUGUACACAAUACCACAGUGUCCGUCGUCGUCCUUGUCCGUUGUCGUUGUCGUCCGUAUCCUAUUUAAAAAACAGCGGCACAUUUCUUAACAGAUAGGACUAUGAACUUGAAACUUUGUACAAAGGACCCCCCAGGUCAGGUGACCUCUGACACUGAAUUUCGUCCUGAUCUGAUUCUCAACUUGACCACCAGGGGGGACAAAAGUGGAAACCUAAAAAGUGUGAUAUCUCUCUUAUAUAUGUAUAUAUAUAUACACAUAUUUUAUUUGUAACAAGUAUUAACAGACAGUGUAGUAAUCCUGUGCUUAUACAUACAUGUGCAUGUGUGUGCAUGUAUAUGAUACGAAGCAACUUGAAGGUCCAGUGAUAUAUCUAAGAUUACAGAAAUUAAUUGUUUUACAUCAUAUAUUAAGCUAUACCAGAUUAAAAAUUGAAGAAGUCACUCAUAGUAGGUUUAAAAUAUCAGUCGUCUGCCUGGCUUCUCCUGGGUUUUCUUCCCUAAAGUACAUGAAAUCACGGAUUACAGAAGCCAGAUGAGCUGUUUCAAUGUCCAUGCGAGGAGUCUGAAUGUUGUUUACAGUUAUGUGCUGUACCAAGGGUCAGGGAAUUUGAAGAUAGUCUGCAAUGUUACCGAUGUUGUUUGAUGUUGACGACAUACUUAUGUUAUGUAAGGUAGUUUUUAGACAGGGGUGUGGUACCGUAUUGGGUUAAUGUACUUAUGAAUUUGAGUUGAUCAGAUGUUUUAGCUUUACUCCAAUUAUCAAAAUAUUGUAUAUUGCGGGGUCGAAAGAGUUAAUGCCCAGUAGGUUCAGUUAUGUGUGAGAAUCAGUGAUAGUCUGACCUUGGCCAUGUUGGAAUGAACAUUGUAUGAUGUCAUAAUUUGAGAAACAAUUGGGUGACCUGCACAGGCAACGUCAACACUGACCAGUGGUCAAUCCAGUUUGUUUAACUAAUAUAUUGUGUAAAUUGUAGUAUACAUGCUUCCCGAAAUUGGUGGCUUGCAUUGGAACUAACUUUAUCCCCCUUGUCUGUCAUUAAAGGCAUUCAAGUGUGUUGGUCAACCAUGAUUAUCUGCUUUGUCCCUCCACCAUAAGGCCUAGUUUCCCCUUAUGACAUCACUAUUUCGGACACUCAGCGCCCCAUUUCUGGAAAGGUGUAUAGAGUACAUUAAUAGUAAGUCUGGUUGGCUUGAAAUGAUAGGAUAUAAGAUGAGUAAGGGAUCACAGGUUGGGGGACCAUGGCCUGAAAGUAACUAAGGGGUCAGGUUACAAUUGGUACUUGAGUCAUGGAAAUUGGUAUAUAAACCCUAGGUUUUAGAGACUCAUGUAGACAGUUUAGAACUGCCAGAGGGUAUAUCCACAUCACGCCACCCAGCACCAAUCCAUACAAGAAAACCCCUGUUUGAUAUCCAGUUUGAGUCUAUACUGUUGAAAGAGUUUUGACAGUAAUACAUUGACUCUGUGAUUCAAAUCGGACUCAGUCCUGGUUACUGCGGAAUGAACCAUUUUUGAUGAAAUGUGACCCGCCACGGCAAAAUAAGUCGCACGUCGAACAGAAGAUGAGCCUAAAAUGACACCAGGACAUAGUAGAAGAAAUUGAUCUACUCAGAUUUCACACAAGGCAGACAAUAGUGAAAUGAACAACCAGUCCGUCUCAACCUGUCAAGCUCGGAGCGACAUGCGACUUAUUUUGCCAUGGUGGGUCACAAAUGUUUGUGGCAGGUUCUCCUUGCAAGAAUGCAUCACAUAAUAUGUGAUAUUUUUAUACGGGUUUUGGAUUUGACCAAUUUUCAAGGUCACAGGUCAAAUGGCAUAAAUUGGCUUUUGAGUGUAACUAUAACAUGUUUCUUAACCGCUGAAACUAUGAACUUGAAAUUUCGUACAGAUGACUCCCUUUGUCAUAUAAGUCGUACUUCCACCUAUCAAAUCCCCGUGUCUUUUGCGCUUACACCUAUGAAUUGCCGUGUCUAAAUAGACCCGUGUGUCAGAUCCCCGUGUCUAUUAGCCCCAUCGAGCUCGAUGGGGCUAAUCGGGGCUAAUAUAGACCCGUGUUCAACACGGGUUUUUUGAUAGGUGGAAUCUGAAUAGACACGGCUUGCAAGUACUAAGAUCCGGCGACAGAUGGCGCGGUGUAGUUGCCUCGGUAUUGCACAUGUGAAAUUCCCCUCCAAUGGGAAAGAAACACAGGAGAGCUCCCUACCUACAGCGCACCUGUCGCCGGGGCUAUCAACCAUUAUCGAACACCACUGAAAGGUGUAAGUGCGCCCCAGGUUUUUUGACACACGGCGAAGACACGGGUCUUGAAAAAACACGGGGUUUUAUGAUUGGUGGAACUACGACUAUAACACUGAAUUUCGGUCUGAUCUGAUUCUCGACUUGGCCACCAGGGGCCCUAACUAAAAAAGGUGAAAAGUCGUUUAUAAGCGACUUGUUUUCAAUGAUAUUUUUAUGGUAGGUACUCCGAGCAAGGAUACAUCACAUAUCCUACGGGUUUUUGAUUUGACCUAAUUUUCAGGGUCACAGAGGUCAAAUGAUGUGAAUUGGCUGUUUGAGUGUAACUAUGGCACUUUUCUUAACUGCUAAAGAUAUGAACUUGAAAUUUGCUGUGUCCGUCGGCGUUCAUCAUCGUCAUCGUCUGUAUCUUGUUUCAAUAACAGUGGCACAUUUCUUAACCGCACGAGCUAUGAACUAGAAACUUUGUAGACAGGACCACCCAGGUCAGGUGACCUCUGGCAGAAUCUAUGGAAAAUAUUGUUUAAGUCCACCAGAAGAAAGAUUUGUUGUAAUAGGUCAUUCUGUACCCAUUCCUGAAUGAUAAUCACACAAUUUUUUAGCAUGGCAUCGAUGACUUUUUUAAAUAUAGUGAAAAUUAAAAAGAUUGACUACUGCCCGGUUGCUAUGGUCAGGUGGACAGACAACCUAUCGAAGAAAGUGGACAGACAUUGUAAGAAUUCUUGUUUUUUUUACAAGGUAAACCUUGCAAUUGAUAUCUUCUUUUGAAGUAUGAGAACAGUGAUGAAACAAACAUAUAAAUACAGGCUUUACUUAUAAGUGGUAGAUGUUUUGCCGUUUGUAUGGUCAGGAUGGACAGACAUAAAAAAUGACCAUAGCAACAAGGACAGUCAAAUUCGGCUGAGGAGAGUACUCAUCCUGGAAAUUUGCAAUUUUCCUGCUGACCACAAUUAAUGAUUACAAAGAAAUAUCUUAUGGAUUGUUCUCUGGGUGAUUUCUGCCGAUUUCGGACCUGUUGCUAUGGUCAGGGUGGACAGACAUGAAAAAUGCAUCACUGGACUGGUUUGCGUCAUGUUGUAGAUCAUCACCUUGCAAUUGAUCCUCAGUAAUGACAUCACAGUCUUGUUGGUUUGCUUCAUCACCGCACGGUCUGAAAAUGGUAACAUAUUUCAUUGGCACAAUGCCCUGAUAUUGCAGACCAGACUAGAGGUAAUCACAACACAAAAUAUUAUUCUCCAAAGCCUGACACUUUCAUACAAUUUAUCUAUUUACAUCAUCAUAGUAGUUAGAAUUGUGUACAAGUGUAUGACAUCCUAGAACUCAUUCAAUGUCGACAGUGCAAAGUCACUUACCUCUCAAGUGAAAUUCCACAUUCAGCAAGUAUACCGUCUAUAUCGAAUUCCUGAUCUGUUCCAUCUGUUUUCGAAGCUUGGUCAACAUCGGAAGAAACCAGGGGCUGAAUGCGGCGCACCUCGAACAUUCCCACUGCUGCAUUGCUGCACUUUUUCCGACACAGAUUUCCUGGGGCCUGCAGUUGCAUCCUACACGCCUCACAGAAGCAUGAAAGCUGUCUUGUCUGGAUCUUGUAUGGUUGUCCAACAGUGUUUUCGGCUUGAUGAAUUUUUCUGGUUCGGGGAAUGGUCUUAACUUGUGUGUAUGGUCUGUCUCUUUUGAUUUCGCCACUUUUCACCAAGAGGAAACUACGCUUUGACAGGACGAAGUCAGACUCGGCAUUCCGCGUGCACCAGUUAUAGACGUCUUCUUCACCAUUUAUAACAAGUUUGGAUCCCAAUUAAGCUCGAUCCAGUGCUCGAUUGAUCACUCCGAUUUCUCCAUCACCUUCGCCCUUUCCAUGUUCUGAACCAUAGUAGUUUCGACUCACGGGAUGAUCAUGCUGUAAACUGAGGUCAGCAAAUGGACCAGCGCUUUUAUAUUGACAGCUACAACCAUCGCUGAAGACUACUUGAACUCUCAAGUUAGGCAUCUCAGCUAGCAGCUUGGUUUUAGCUAUGUCACAGAAGUGCUUGACAGCAUGGUGAUCAUGCAUAUUGUCUUUGGAGAAGAUGAUGAUUGAAUGACGCACAAGUCCCUCUUUACUUUUGUGAUAAGAGACAACGGGAUGAAUGGUUAUUUGCUGAUGAUUGAAGAAGGCAGUCUUUAUCUCAUCCUCAUGCAUGGUAGAACGAUUUUUCGCAAAGUCAAUGACUUGCAACAACCAUCCGGGUGGGAGUUCCUUUUUCAACUUCGAGUAUUGGAAACUCUGCCAAUGCGCCGUGCUCAGAUGUUGCACAAAUGUAACAGCUUGGGUUGGGCGUAACACAUCUGCAAGCAAUCCCGAGAAAAUCUCUUCAAAUUUGCCAGACUUGGUUAACAGCCUCCUUCGUAUCUUCCCAUCUGUGCUUUCCAUGCGUUUCCAUUCACACCAAGUAAAUACUAUUCCUUGGAGGGCUGCAUCCUCAUUGAAGUAGUUGCGCAAAGUACUUUCCUGAUCUUUACAGUGCUCACAAUCUCCUAUGCACUUGUUGUCAUGAAAGCGGGCGGCGUCUGACUUGGUACAUCACAGAACGUCCAGCAAGUCACAUUCAUUGAGCAGUUCUCUAUUUGGGUCUGACAUGAGACGGCUGAUAUCAAGCAGUUUGUAGCGCACGUUGAUACAAUAGACACAGCAACAAAAUUCCCUGUACUUGGGACUAAGAAGGCGCUCGUUUUUCGGCCUCAGUCGUGCAAACUUUGCAAAUCUGACUUUUAACUCAGGAUGUUCAACUCGAAAUUUACUAAGGGCAGACUUGACUGAAACCUGCAAGGAAUAGCCUGGUCCAUGCUUUGUGGCAAACCUCUUUUGUGGAAGAACACAACUGAUAUCCUUUCGAAUAUAGAAUUUCUGCACUGCAUCUUUCAAUACAUUGGCACAUAUUUCUCUCCUUCGAACUUUGUGGCGUGGGAAAAAUUUCUUUCGUAAGUGAAGCUGUUUCCUCACAUGUCGUUUGCUUGCCUUCGUCACAAGCUUGCAAGCAAGAACCCGCACAGCCUCCCUCCCGGCCUUUGUUGAUUUCAACUCGAGGAUUGAAGAUUUAACAUCUGGGGAGAAGAACUCACAGUCCAACUUUCUCCGUUUCGCCAAGUCCGGGAAUUCCUCAUCAACAGCUUUUCUUUUGCGAGGCGAACAGUUCUUGACAAGAGAUGCAACAACCUUGGCAUAUUUGCCAGAGUUCUUUGGCUGCCGAGUCCUAGCCUUUGAAAUUACAUUAUACUGAGACUUUUUGCAUUUAAAUGCCAGCGAGGCUGUGGUCUGUUUUUUUCUUCCCACUGGUGUCUUCGAUUGAUCAUGUUGAUUGCCUGCAGCUGGAUUCCUCUUAUUCCACUUACUCUUCUUAUCUUUUUGCCGAAUUGCAUAUUUCUUUUGGGGGGGUCUGUUUCUUCCUCCAUGCCUGCUUUUGUUCACGCCAUUUUAAGCGCUGACUCUCUUCAGUUUGCCUUGUGACGACAGGGAGCUUGACCUUUAGAUGUCUCUGUUUGGGUCCAGGUUGAAUUCCUUGCCGAAUUCGCUCCUCAUAAUUCUUCUGGCGUAUGCGACCCAGGGCUUUCUCAUGCUCAUUCUGUUUGAUAGCAGCCUUUGAUGGUUUCUUUUUUGCAAGACUGCUUCUGAGGCGAUCUCUUCUUUGCAUGCAUCGAACACGUUGGCUUUGUAAAUACUUCUCAUACUCCUCUGGGUUUUCUUCCUUCUGUGUCCUCCGAUAAAGUGUGAUUUUACUGACCAUCCUGAAGUGUAAAUAUUUUCACAUAACAACAUACAUGUAUUGACUGAGGACACAAAUUUCUAAAUGUCAACUUUCCAUUCCAAGCCUUAACAAAAUAGUUCAAAUCAAACCUUGCAACCUUAUUUACUAUGCCUUACCUGCCAGUGAACCUGGAACUUUGCAGCGACUAUCGUGGCCUACCAAUGAUUAAUGCCAUGGGGUCGUGCCUGAAAAAAAAGGGACAUUAGAAAACAUGUGUGCUGCAAUGCAUUCCCCCAAGCCAAGUCACGUAGGCCUUAUGCACACCAAGUCACUAGGCCCUAGGCCUACAGACAGGCAGGCAAGGUGCCAUGCAAUAUAAGGCCUAUUUGACGUGUUUUUGAACAUGGGACUGGAGGGCCCGGAUUGGACACUCUCAAUGAGACUCAGAAACUUUCAGGCUGUUAGGUGCCACCACUGGUCAGCGGUCCCAGGACCUUGAACACGAUCUGAUGUCGGAGCAAAAAUGAAUGUCACAACGUCAUCCACAAUAUGGCACAAUCCAAGGCAGGUGUGGCUUACCUUGGCCUGAUGUCUAAAUCUGCGACGCACUGGGACCACUAGGCAGACCUUGAAAGUCGCUCAUUUAUUAAUAGCUAGGCCUAGGAAUCAUUGGCUCCCGGGAUAUAACAGACCCAGCAUGCAAUGUACAUGCACUGCCUGUGCAUAGGCUAGGCCCCAUCCCAUUUCAUCAUGUUCACAAUCAGAUUCCCUGUUGAGUGCUAAUUCAGAAUCAAUGCCAAAUGGACACAAAAUGACGAUAGCAUCUCUAUUUGUCCAUAUCUGACGAUCAUUACAACUAAUCAUGUCCAUUAACUGACGAUAGCAACGCUGACGUCCGUCCAUUUCUGACGAUACAGACACAUUUGUCUGUCCAAUCUGACGAUAGCAUCACAAGGCACAGCGUCUGCUAGCGUGCAGUCCAUCAGAACAAAAGUGCGACCUCUAGAUCGAUGACGUCUCGAAAACUUUCAAACUUUUUACCCAUUUCCGGGGUAGAAAAUGCACAGAUUUAAGCACACAGCUAGUGUACGUUGUUAAUCUGAGCUAUCGUCAGUAUGUUAGACAGACAAUUAUUUGUGCAAAUGUCUUUUUAAUCACCUGGUGAAACAAAACGGAAAAGCAGGAAUCGGAAACAAUAGCGACUGCGCAUGCGCGCAUCAAAUUUAUUUUCUCACCGACUUACAAUAAAACAAGGAAUCAAGGUGGAACGAAAUGUGAAUGUCAGCGCUGGUCAUUGGACAGACUGACGAUAGGUAAUUAAAAACAGUGAUUGUUCUGAAAGAAAUUGAGGUUUCCUGUCCCUCACGCAUUCUGUGAACGAAACAUCGACAAUAUAUUUAAAAAAUAUGGUAGUUAGAGGGUUUAUGGGGCUGUUAUACAUACACAAAUUGACUGUUUAAAUCAUCAGGUGAAAGGACAGACGUCACCUGACGAUCGCAACUGUAAUAAUGCAUUGGUUUCAAAAAUUGGGACCAAUGUAUGUCCACCUCAUAAGCUUGAAAAAAAAAGAAAAUAUUUGUAUUUUCUAUAUUAACAUUGAUUUUGGGGCAUAACAGCUACAACUGCUGCUAAAAUAUGACAUCUCAAAGACAAUAUAUUUACUUUUCUGAAAAGUCAGCAAUUUCAAAUGCUGGUCUUCCAUUUAGCAACACCCUACUAAAGUGGCCCUAAUUUCCAUAGAGUCUGCCCUUUGACAAUGAAUUGGUCCGAUCUGAUUCUGGCCAGAAGUGGAAACCUAAGAAGUGUGAUAUUUCUCUUUUUUGACUUGUUUUCGAUAAAAUUUUUAUGGUAGGUUCUCCUAGCAAGGAUGCAUCACAUAUAUUACGGUUUUUGAUUUGACCUAAUUUGCGAGGUCACAGAGGUCAAAUGCCGUAAAUUGUCCAUUUGAGUGUAACUGUGGCACGUUUCUUAACCGAUAAAGCUAUGAACUCGAGCUAGUACACAUGACUCCCUAUGUCAUAUAACCUCGGACAACGAAUUUCAGUCCGAUCUGAUUCUCAACAUGGCCACCAGGGGGCCUGAAGUUAAAACCUAAAAAGGGCGAUAUCUCGCUUAUCAGCAACUUGUUUUCAAUUAUAUUUUUAUGGUAGGUAUCCCGAGCAAGUAUACAUCACAUAUCACGGGUUUUUAAUUUGACUUAAUUUUCAGGGGUCAAAUGGUGUGAAUUGGCCGUUUGAGUGUAACUAUGGCACUUUUCUUAACCGCUAAAGCUAAGAACUUGAAAUUUGGUACACAUGACUCCCUAUGUCUUGUUAUCUCGAACAUUGAAUUUCAAUUUGAUCUGAUUCGCAACUUGGCCACCAGGAGGCCAAAACUAAAAAACCUGAAAAGUGAAAUAUAACGCUUAUCAGUGACUUGUUUUCGAUAUUUUUAUGGUAGGUACUCCAAGCAAUUAUACAUCACAUGUCAUACCGACUUUGGUUUGACCUAUAUACUAUACAUGUAGAAUGUUUCCUAACCAGGAUGAAUUCCUAACCACAAAAUAUCGAGACGGUGAGCACAAUGGCCCCUGGCUGUUUAAUCAUUUGGGAAAUAAGGUUAUUUGUGAAUUUUGCAAAAUCGGCGGUUUACAGUAUUACAUUUCGUGUCAGCAAAUUUAAAAACAAUAGCAUUUUAUUGUAGUCAUUGGUAUCCAUCGGUAUGUAUGUGACUCAAAUUUCGCUCUGUAAACAUGACAUGCUACAUGCUAUGUGCAUAUCACAAUUUACAAGAAGAAACACUUUCAUUCAUCUACUGAUGACAUCACUUAUGGCUUAGAAGUGUAUACAUGUUUUUAUGAUAUAUCUUUAUAUUCAUAAGGUUGAGGUUUCUUAUUACACUUCUGAAAUAACAGCUCAAGAUGUCUUAGGAAAUUUCUGUAUGGGUAACGUCUUGCAUUUGAAACUGUUCCAACAACUAUAGUAAGUAGAUUUUAUCAAGUAUCAUUUUUGACUAAGAUGAACUUUCUGAGCAUAUGAGGUUAAUCUUGAGGUGCAAGUGUUGCUGCCAAGUUCUAGUGAAGGAUCUUAUUGGCUGCACAUCCACAAAAAAAAUAUUUCAAAACAUUAAAUGUGGUUAUUUUCCUCACAUCUGAGAACAAAGAUGGAUUCCAGAGAAACUUUUCUGAAACACUGGCACUCUAUUAAUUUUUGUCGGGAGUCAAAAGGUUUUAAGGAGGCUCCCUCCUCCUACACUCGUGCCUUAGUAGAAAAAAUACAACAGUGUGCAAGUAUAAGUCAAAUAUGUCACGUUAUCACACAAUCCGUGCAAAUACAUGAUGCAAUGCAUUGCGUGACAUUAUCACACAUUGCAUCAUGCACUGGACAGCAAGGAAAUAGAUCAGAUGUACAGUUCUACCAGAAAGUAAAUGUCCGUUGUUUUUUGGCUCACCGUAGGGGAGUCUAUACAACACUGAUGUGCCCGUCGUUGUUUGGUUUGCAAAUAGUAGCUAAGGUGGUUAUUUUCAUCUUCAUUAAACUCUUGUGUGGUUAUUUUUGGAUUCCCUUAGCUGGUUAACCACUUAAGCAAAGAUAUUGCAAUGUGCCGAGCUUGCUCGAAGGAGUUCAUUUCUGACAGUUGUCUUAGGUGGUUAAACAUGGACUUGUCCAUUUUCUGUUUUUAGCUCACCUCUUAGCAGAGGUGAGCUUAUCCCCUACCGUGGCGUCCGUCGUCCGUCUUCGUCGUCGUCGUCGUCGUCGUCGUCGUCGUCCGUCGUCCGUCAGCAGGGCACGUUUCGUAACUGUUAGAGCUAUUGAGUUGAAACUUGGUACACAUGUACCCUUAUGUAAUGACACCUUGGAGACCAAGUUUCGGUCCGAUUCGUUUCAUGGUUUGGCCACCAGGGGGCCAAACGUUAAAAGUGAAAAUAUGCAAUAUCUCCCUUAAUAGUAGUCGGGAAAUUUUGAAAAAAAUAUGGUAGGUACUUCUAGCAAAGGUGCAUCAUAUAUCCUCCGGGUUUUUGAUUUGAUCUCCUUUUCAAGGUCACAGAGGUCAAAUGGUGUAAAUUGGCCGUUAGGAUGUAACGAUGGCACGUUUCUAAACUGCAAUGACUAUUGAUACCAAAUUCGGUACACAUUUACCCCUUAGUCAGGUGAUCUCAGGGACCGAAGUUUGGUCCAAUAUGAUUCACCACUUGACCACCAGGGGGCAAAAUCCAAAAACCUUAAAAGUGUGAUUAUUUCUUAACUUCUUGCUCGAUUGCCACCAAUUUGAUAUCAUGGGUACAUCUAACCACCAUACAGUAUAUGUCACACAGGUUUUUAAUUUGACCUUCUUGUCAAGGUCACAGAGGUCAAAUGGCGUAAAUUCGCCGUCAGGCCGUAACUCUGGCACGUUUCUUAACUGCAAUGACUAUUGAUCACAAAUUAAGUACACAUGUACCCCUUGGUCAGGUGAUCUUAGGUACCGAAGUUUGGUGCGAUCUGAUUUGCCGUUUGGCCUCCAGGGAGGUGGCCAAAUCCUAAAUUCUUCAAAAUGCCAUUAUUCCUAGUAAUGACUUGCCCGAUUGGCACCAAUUAUAUAUCAUAGGUACAUCUAAUUCCAACAACCAUUCAAUGUGUCACCCGGGUCUUCUUUGAUUUGACCUACUUUUCAAGGUCACAGAGGUCGAAUGUACUGUAAAUUGGCCAUUUUGGGGAAAUUGUAAUUGCUUGGACCUACAUCAAACCUAACACUACAUGACACAAUACCAUGCUCUUUAUCCAUCUUUCCUCCACAUGAGGUGAGCACAAUGGCCCUGGCCAUUUCAUUUUACCUCAUUAGUGAAGAUUGGAAACAAGGAAUGCCCUCCUAAGCAAGAGUUCGUAGGUGGUAACCACCUAAGGUACUGUUAGUUGCUUCGUCCGUCGUUGUCUGUCGUAGUCCGUCGUCAUCGUCGUCUGUAUCCUGUUCCAAAAACAGUGGCACGUUUCUUUACCGCUAGGGCCAUGAACUUGAAACUUUGUACGCAGGACCCCCAGCUCAGAUGACCUCUGACAAUGAAUUGUGGUCCAAUCUGAUUUUUAACUUGGCCACCAGGGGGGUGAGAGGUGGAAACUUAAAAAGUGUUAUAUAUCUCUCGUAUGAGUGACUUGUUUUCGAUAACAUUUUUAUGGUAGGUUCUCCUGGCAAGGAUACAUCGCUUCUCAUAGUUAGCUCACCUCUUAGCAGAGGUGAGCUUAUCCCAUACCGUGGCGUCCGUCGUCCGUCGUCGUCCGUUGUCCGUUAGCAGGGCACGUUUCGUAACUGUUAGAGCUAUUGAGUUGAAACUUGGUACACAUGUACCCUUAUGUAAUGACACCUUGGAGACCAAGUUUCGGUCCGAUUCGUUUCAUGGUUUGGCCACCAGGGGGCCAAACGUUAAAAGUGAAAAUAUGCAAUAUCUCCCUUAAUAGUAGUCGGGAAAUUUUGAAAAAAAUAUGGUAGGUACUUCUAGCAAAGGUGCAUCAUAUAUCCUCCGGGUUUUUGAUUUGACCUCCUUUUCAAGGUCACAGAGGUCAAAUGGUGUAAAUUGGCCGUUAGGAUGUAACGAUGGCACGUUUCUAAACUGCAAUGACUAUUGAUACCAAAUUUGGUACACAUUUACCCCUUAGUCAGGUGAUCUCAGGGAUCGAAGUUUGGUCCAAUAUGAUUCACCACUUGACCACCAGGGGGCAAAAUCCAAAAACCUUAAAAAUGUAAUUAUUCCUUAACUUCUUGCCCGAUUGCCACCAAUUUGAUAUCAUGGGUACAUCUGACCACCAUACAGUAUAUGUCACACAGGUUUUUAAUUUGACCUUCUUGUCAAGGUCACAGAGGUCAAAUGGCGUAAAUUGGCCGUCAUGCCGUAAUUAUGGCACGUUUCUUAACUGCAAUGACUAUUGAUCACAAAUUAAGUACACAUGUACCCCUUGGUCAGGUGAUCUCAGGUACUGAAGUUUGGUGCGAUCUGAUUUGCCGUUUGGCCUCCAGGGAGGGGGCCAAAUCCUAAAUUCUUCAAAAUGCCAUUAUUCCUAGUAAUGACUUGCCCGAUUGGCACCAAUUUUGUAUCAUAGGUACAUCUAAUUCUAACAACCAUUCAAUGUGUCACCCGGGUCUUCUUUGAUUUGACCUACUUUUCAAGGUCACAGAGGUCGAAUGUACUGUAAAUUUUCCAUUUUGGGGAAAUUGUAAUUGCUUGGACCUACAUCAAACCUAACACUACAUGACACAAUACCAUGCUCUUUAUCCAUCUUUCCUCCACAUGAGGUGAGCACAAUGGCCCUGGCCAUUUCAUUUUAAUCUCUUCCAUAACCUUUGAUAAAUACCCCCAUUACUUCAUGUAUGAGCUGAGUUGGCCAUAAAGACACUGAAUGACUCCAAUGUUGACUAUGAGGGGUGUUCUUAAAGGUCACCAGCUGUCUGAAAAAAACAAUCACCUGUAGCGAGCUAAAAACUAGUCUUCAAAAUCAAAGAAUUAAGCAGGAAUUUUCUAGUAAUGAAAGCAAAAAAAACCUUUCUUGUAUCAUAGUUCACCCAUACAUUGUGAAAAAGAACGAGGAUAAAAUAAAAUAAAAAAGUUACUUUUUGGACAUUUUUAAAAUGGCCUGUUACAUAAUGAUGAUGCAGGAUUAGCUUGGUCCAAAUACAGCAGAUACAUGACCAUCUAGAUAUACCAUUCUCUGCUGAAAACCGCAUUCAAUUAUCUAAUUCUAGGUCUGUGGGUUUAAAAAACCUGUGGACAUUUACUUUCGGGUAGGACUGUACAUGUAGUCCACCAUAUAAUGGUGCAUCUAUCAAGUGCUUGGUUGUCUCUAUUUGUAUAGAACUUUUAUGUCUAAAUUAUGUAUUGUCCCAGUACUUUGUAUAUAGUGUAUGCACCGGCCAAUAAUCAUGAAAUUGUUAUUGCUUGAAUUUUAGUUUUAAAUUACCCCAGGUUCCACUCUAUAUAACUAAAUACGCCUUGUGCAUUCCAGCCUAAAGUAUAAGAUUGCCUAUAUAAUGUACAUACACAAGCCUGUUUAGAAAUUUAGCUUACUGGACUCAACGCAACGCAACGCAACGGGCAAAAUGGGGGAGCGACAAUUAUUUUUGACCGUGCCUGUUUUUUAUCCUAAAAUAAACUUGGGGCUAACACAGCCACAGAAUACCUCCAUAUUGUGGAUGGUGUAGUUCCUGGUUUCGGGUUCGAUUUGUGAGAUUUACUCCCCAAUGGGUGGUGCAGUACGUUAGUCAUGGGUUUAAAUCUGGAUAUUUACUCCUCAAUGUGAUGGUGUAGUGCGUUGUUCAUAGAUUCAAUUCUUGUUAGUUUUUAUUGCUCAAUGAGUUUGUGUAGUGCAUUGGCCAUGGGUUGGAUUCCUGAUAUAUUCUCUUCAAUGUUGUGGCAAUGUACGUUAGUCAUGGGUUUGUGUCUUGAUAUUUACUCCUCAAUCGAGUUGUGUAGUGCUUUGGUCAUGGCCCUAAUUUGCAGAGUUUGUACCAAUGUCCAUAGGCCUAUGAUUGUGAUGAUUUCAUGUAACACAAUUUAAAGGUAUUUUUUCCACCUUUCCUGUUCCGUGUUGGUUUUCCCAUGCAAAUCAGAUCGUUAUCUCCACGGAGAGGCAGUGCGUCGGCAGCUUUAUGCGACAUUCAUUUGCCUAGGUGAUAUUGCGAGAUAUCCAAUUCAUCGAGGACCUGUGAUAACGACUUCUUACUCGCCAUUUUGCGAACUUUUGAACAUAAUUUUCUCAAAAGAAUCCGGCAAAUAGAGAUAUAGAAAGUGCAGCAGAUAUGCUGUGUAGGAAUUCCUCUACCACGCCAUCUAUUGAUAUAUACCGUAAACUAUGCUAGCAGACAACAAAUCAAUGGCUAUUUACCCAUGUCGGAAAAUUUCGUAUUUUUGCGAAUUUAGCAGUGAACGGACCAAAAGUCAUUUUCUCAGAAAUGCAAAAUUGGCAGCAAAAGAGUUAACUGCCAGUGAUUUGCACUGGUAGCGCCCUCUAUGACCAUAAUGGCAAAUAUAUGCACAGUUAGAUGCUUGUGCCGCCUAUCCAUACCCAUGAAUUUAGCCAAAUUCAUAUUCCAAACUAACCUGAUGUGACAAGAUAAUAGUCCCUUAACUCCAUUGUAUUAUCUGUAACUAAAAAUAGUAUGCCAUCUGCAUACUUUCGCCGGCUGCCAGUCCAUAUUAUAAAACCUUAUGUGUGCUGGAGUUCUGUGUCAUGGCUUCUGUGUGCUAGAGUUAUGUGUGCUCGCUUGACUCAAGCUUGCGUUUGCCUACUUUUGCAAAGAUAACUCCCCAUGUAACCACAAUCCUAGGAUGACCAGGCUGUGUAUUAUAAAUAAAAAAAUACACCGAGGGACCAUUGCUUUGGUUGCGAUGUUUGUGCAAAGUCCAGUAAGCCUAUAAACUCAGUCUCGUGCACACUUGACUAGACUAAAUUCACAUUGUCAUGAGAGGUGUGGAUUUACUCUAGUCUUAUUGUUCGAGCCAUGAAUAUUGAUAUCAAGGUUUAAUAAAAGGGAUUUGUCCAUCCGCCCUAUUAUUAAAUUUCGCUUUCUGUAAUGGUAAUCAGCUUUAUGAAAUUUGCUUCUACAUGGCUUACACAAAAUUUAUCCCGGUGAAAAACAUGAAAACACCUUUAAGUUAGCCUGCAUGGUUUGUGACUCUCUUGAGAUGAAACUCUGCAGCUGGGUAAUCUACUGUAAACUCCAAAUUUAACAACGUUUUAUCUUUGCAUUUCGUGAAAUUUGCAUAUAUUUGAUCGAGAAUAAACAUGCAAUGGGCUACA